This is a messenger RNA of Perognathus longimembris pacificus (Pacific pocket mouse), 504 nucleotides long. RefSeq names its product chromosome 2 C10orf105 homolog (gene C2H10orf105). Bases 1 to 504 code for a protein of 167 amino acids. The record is from RefSeq and is a predicted model, not a curated record. The transcript is spliced from 2 exons. Lineage: Eukaryota; Metazoa; Chordata; Mammalia; Rodentia; Heteromyidae.
AUGGAGGCCGGAAAGAGGCUGCUCUUCUUCCCCUGGGAGCGGGGCGUGGGCCACACCCCAUCCCUCCUCCUGCUUAGACUCCAGGAAAGGCUGACACGCAUCAUGAACACAGAGAGCCCCCGUGUCACCAGCCCCUCAGGUGCCAGCUCUCCAACCUUCCUCACGGCUCCGGCCACACCUGGGCCUCUGAUGGAGAUGGCAGGCCCCGUCCCUGUGCUCAUCGCCCUGGCCUGCAUCUUCCUGCUACUGACCUCUUGCCUGCUGUUCAUGACACUCUGCAAACCUACCGCACUGGACCCGGGUCACCGGCAGGCACGAGAGUGCAUGCCACACCACCCUGCCAGCCCCAGUGAGCCCCGGCUCAGGCUCUGGAAGCGCCUGGGCUCUCUGCGCCGCUCUCUGCACAGCUUUGGGCAUAGCCGGCCAGCUGCCCCACCACGUCCUCUGUCAGGCCAGGAGGAUAACCAAGGUGCCAGUGACCGCAUGGAAUCCACCAAGAUGUGA